Messenger RNA from Letharia columbiana, 1074 nucleotides. RefSeq lists its product as uncharacterized. The record is from RefSeq and is a predicted model, not a curated record. The transcript has 3 exons. Gene Ontology annotation, molecular function: RNA ligase (ATP) activity. NCBI's taxonomy places the organism in Eukaryota, Fungi, Ascomycota, Lecanoromycetes, Lecanorales, Parmeliaceae. Gene Ontology annotation, biological process: RNA processing. The coding region runs from base 1 to 1074 and encodes 357 amino acids.
AUGGCUUGGUUCAAAACUCGGUUGUCCAGGUCCCAGGUGGAAGGAGACAAAGGCAGAAAGAUUGCCGAGAACCUACGAGGUCUUGAGGGUGUUUGGCGUACCCAGAAAGCCAGAGAGACCUGGCUCGGGCACGCCGAGGUGACGGCCAGUUACAGCGCUGGUGAAGAAUGGGAUGCUGCACUUGGUACCAUUGGGGCCGGAAACCAUUUCGCUGAGCUUCAGGUUGUUGAAGAUUCAGUUAUGCGCAAACCUACGAGCGCGACAGAAGCCUCUCAACAUGAACUGUAUGAGGGUGAGAUUAUCCUUCUAGUCCACUCUGGCUCGCGAGGCUACGGAUCGGAUAUCCUCAAGCAGUAUACUAAAGACGGCCGUGAAAGCAUACAAGAAGUUGACACCACGGCUAAAACUUACCUCGAAGCACACGACCCCAGUGAUAUCCGCGCAGCCAGGUUAGCCGUCCAAGCCAGGAAGGUUGUCGACAUAUACCACAACAACGUACAAGUCACAACAACAUGGCCUCCCUCCCUCAAGCCAGAUGAGAACAAUGGUGAAUUCUCAUCCAGAUUGGCAGACUUACGGAUCGAGGCGCCCCAGAAAUACUACAUACACCGCAAAGGCGCCGCACCCACCCACGAUCCCCUAACAAACAUUCCUCUCGUACGAUCUCGCGCCACCCCAACACUCAUCCUUCAUCCCACCUUCUCAGCCACCAACGCCCACGGCAAAACUAAUGCCCUAAGUCUCGCCCACGGAGCCGGACGGGCCCUCUCUCGUGCCAAAGCAGCCUCCUACAUUGCGGAAAAGUAUGCUGGCAAGACGGAGGACCUCCUCAGGGGUGACUUUGUCAAGGCAGACAAACGCGGCAACAAGCUCUUCGGAGGAGAUAAUGCUGGAGGGAGGAAUGUCCAUGGAGGCUGCUGGGUUGUGUGUGAGGAGAAGCAGCUUGUUUGGGAGGAAGCCCCUGAAGCGUAUAAGGACGUUUGGGAUGUGGGAGAGGAUCUGUUGAAGAAGGGAUGCGCGGAGAGGUGGGGAUGGUGUAGGGGGAGAGUGAGCUACAAGGUCAGGAAGGAGUAG